GCUACGCAAUUUCACCCACUCAUUCUAACAAACUCCCACACUCUCUAUAUAAAUAAAUUGGAAAUAAAUUUUGGUUAACAAUCAUAAAUCCAAUCCUGAAGAAGAGAGCAGCUGGCUGGCUAGCUUGGCUCCCCGACAACAAGAAUUGCAUCACACAAUGGAGGUGGAGAGGGUGCAAGCGGUGGCGAAUGGCCUCUCAAAAUUGAUGGGCACGAUUCCGGCGGAGUACAUCCGGUCGGCGGAGGAGCAGCCGGCGGUGACGACGGUGGAGGGGGUUGAUCUUGAAGUGCCGGUGAUCGACAUGAGCGAGGAGGCGGCGGCGGUGGCGGAGAAGAUAGGGGACGCGAGCCGGGAGUGGGGGAUAUUCCAGGUGGUGAAGCACGGGAUACCGGACGAGGUGAUAAGGGAGCUUCAGAGGGUGGGGAAGGAGUUCUUCGAGCUGCCGCAGGAGGCGAAGGAGGCGGUGGCGAAGGACGGCGGAAUCGAGGGGUACGGAACGUCGUUGCAGAAGGACAUGGAGGGGAAGAGAGGGUGGGUUGACCACUUGUUUCACAGAGUUUGGCCGCCUUCAAGUGUUAACUACAGAUUCUGGCCUAAAACCCCUUCUUCCUAUAGGGAAGCAAAUGAGGAAUACGCCAAGAGACUAGAAAAGGUGGGAAAUGAGUUGUUGAGAAGCUUAUCAAUCAGCCUGGGCCUGGAAGGCCAUGAGCUGAAAGAGGCUGUAGGAGGUGAAGACUUAGAAUACCUAUUGAAAAUCAACUAUUAUCCACCCUGCCCUCGACCAGACUUGGCGCUCGGAGUGGUGGCUCACACCGACAUGUCUGCCAUCACCAUUCUUGUACCAAAUGAAGUCCAAGGUCUCCAAGUCUUCAAAGAUGAACAUUGGUACAAUGUUAAGUAUAUCCCCAAUGCCCUUAUCAUCCACAUUGGUGACCAAAUUGAGAUCCUCAGCAAUGGAAAAUACAAAAGUGUGUUGCACAGGACGACAGUGAACAAGGAAAAGGCAAGAAUGUCUUGGCCGGUUUUCCUGGAGCCACCACCUGAAUUUGAAGUUGGUCCUAUUCCCAAGCUGAUUGAUGAGAAGAAUCCAGCAAAAUACAAGACCAAAAAGUACAAGGAUUUUGCUUAUUGUAAGCUAAACAAGCUUCCUCAGUAAUGAAGUGUCUGGAUUUUUAAUUGCAUUUCUAUUAAUCAAAUCUUGUAAUAAAAUCAUUUUGAGCCUGUGUCCUCGGUGACCUUGUACUGAACGUUUCUAUUAUUUCUUUUUUAU
Messenger RNA from Cuscuta europaea, 1270 nucleotides. NCBI's taxonomy places the organism in Eukaryota, Viridiplantae, Streptophyta, Magnoliopsida, Solanales, Convolvulaceae. The record is from the annotation of a GenBank genome assembly.